AUGACGGCUACGCUCUCUUUGUUGUCGGCGCUAAGGCCCUGUCGCGUGGCCUCCAGUGCGCGCGCGGGGAAAUCGUUGCUGUCCGUGACUCACGCGGUCUCUCAGGCUCGUCAGAUCACCCUCCUUGCCUCAUCGCAGAAUAAACUCUCCCUCAGAGCACCUCAAUGGCCUACCGCGUCUAAGCGAAGCGCGUCGACUACUACCACCCCGACUGAGGAUCCUGUGUCAACCACCCCUUACACCGAGUUGACGGUUGGAGUACCUCGCGAAACACACCAAAAUGAGCGCCGUGUUGCAAUCACGCCACAGAAUGUGGCUUUGCUUCUUAAAAAGGGCUUUUCACGUGUGCUGAUCGAGCGCGGGGCCGGAACAGAAGCACAGCUUCUAGACGAUGCCUACCAACAAGCCGGUGCCACAAUAGUGGACCGUGAUGCUAUAUGGGCGGAGAGUGAUAUUGUGCUGAAAGUCCGAAACCCGCAGGCGGAAGGACCAUUCAAUGAGAUUCAAGCUCUUCGUAAAGGCUCGACUAUUAUCUCUUUCCUGUACCCCUUCCAAAACAAGUCAAUUGUGGAUGCCCUGGCUGCCCGUGGCGUGACUGCUUUUGCUAUGGACCGUAUUCCACGUAUCUCCCGUGCGCAGACAUUUGAUGCCUUGAGCUCCAUGGCCAAUAUUGCAGGAUACAAAGCGGUUUUAGAAGCUUCAAACCACUUCGGCCGCUUUUUGACUGGCCAAGUCACGGCUGCUGGAAAGAUUCCCCCCAGUAAAGUACUGGUGAUCGGUGCUGGUGUAGCUGGUCUGAGUGCAAUUGUCUCGGCUCGCCGCAUGGGUGCUAUCGUUCGGGGGUUCGAUACCCGUCCUGCUGUCCGUGAACAGGUCCAGUCAUUGGGUGCAGAAUUCAUCGAGGUGGACUUCCAAGAAGAUGGUUCUGGGCAAGGUGGUUAUGCCAAAGAAAUGUCCAAAGAAUUCAUUGAAGCCGAGAUGAAACUGUUUAUGGAGCAAGCUCGUGAAGUUGACAUUAUAAUUACGACUGCUCUGAUUCCAGGAAAACCUGCUCCAAAGCUGAUUACGAAGGAAAUGGUCGCUGCUAUGAAGCCUGGCUCGGUCAUUGUAGAUCUCGCAUCCGAAGCCGGUGGAAACUGUGAAGCAACUGUUCCUGGUGAGCUGUCUCAAUACAAGGGUGUUACGAUCAUUGGCUAUACCGAUCUUCCAUCUCGUUUGCCGACCCAAUCAUCAACGCUCUACUCAAACAACAUCAUCAAAUAUUUACUCUCCAUGGCCCCUAAGGAUAAGUCCUUUGGAAUCGAUUUCAAUGACGAGGUUGUUCGUGGGUCAAUUGUCACACUCAACGGCGAAAUUAUCCCACCCGCUGCGCCUGCUGCUCCUCCUCCCGCUCCCAAGCCCGAUACCGAGGCCAUUGCGGCCAAGAAAGAAGCCAAGCUCGCUCUUACACCGUGGCAACAGGCAACCCGAGAUGUUACCACUGUCACCGGUGCAAUCGGUGCAACUCUCGCUCUUGGAAAAGCCACGGGCCCCAUUUUCAUGGGCAACAUGAUGACAUUUGGAUUGGCAGGAUUGGUUGGUUAUCGCGCCGUAUGGGGAGUGGCUCCUGCUCUUCACUCGCCGCUUAUGAGUGUCACCAAUGCUAUCUCCGGAAUGGUUGGUAUUGGUGGUCUGUUCGUCAUGGGCGGGGGCUUUGUUCCGACCACUAUCCCUGAAUACCUUGGUGCGGCAUCUGUGCUGCUUGCAUUCGUGAAUGUCUCUGGUGGCUUUGUUGUGACGAAGCGUAUGCUUGACAUGUUCAAGCGUCCAACCGAUCCUCCAGAGUACCCAUGGCUAUAUGCUGUUCCAGCACUCGUAUUUGGCGGUGGUUUGGUGGCUGCAGCCAGCACUGGAAUGGCUGGCAUAGUUCAAGCCGGGUAUCUCGUUAGCACAGUUCUCUGCAUGACUUCUAUUUCCAGCCUUGCUUCGCAGCAGACAGCCCGCCGUGGAAACAUCCUGGGAAUCUUGGGUGUGGCUUCCGGUAUUCUUGCCUCACUCGUUGCUGUAGGAUUCUCUACUGAGACGUUGACUCAAUUCGCCGUCAUGGCUGGAACCGGUGCCUUGGUCGGUGGUCUAAUUGGCCGUCGCAUUACCCCAACUGGGCUUCCCCAGACUGUUGCAGCGCUGCACUCGGUUGUGGGUCUUGCUGCCGUUUUGACCAGUAUCGGUAGCGUCCUGGGCGAAAUUGGCGAGAUCUCUACUUUGCACAUGGUGACUGCUUAUAUGGGCGUGCUCAUCGGAGGUGUGACUUUCACCGGAUCAAUUGUUGCGUUCCUCAAACUCGCAGGCAAAAUGUCUUCUAAGCCAAUGCUUUUACCUGGCCGGCAUGUCAUUAACUCGACUCUGUUGGGCGGUAAUAUGGCGACCAUGGGGGCCUUCUUGACUUUGGCCCCCGCCAAUCCUGGGAUCGCAGCGGCUUGUUUAGGUACAAGUACAUUGCUCAGUUUUCUGAAAGGUUACACGACAACGUCAGCGAUCGGCGGUGCAGAUAUGCCUGUCGUUAUCACGGUGCUGAAUGCCUAUUCUGGCUUUGCCCUUGUCGCAGAGGGUCUCAUGCUAAACAAUCCUCUUCUGACAAGUGUAGGCUCACUUAUUGGAGUGAGCGGUUCAAUUCUGUCGUACAUUAUGUGCGUCGCUAUGAAUCGGUCGCUUACAAACGUUCUUUUUGGUGGUAUCGGUACUCAAGUGCAAAGCCAGAAGAAGAUCGAAGGAGAAGUGACACAGACAAGUAUUGACGACACAGUCGAGGCACUCUCCGGUGCCGAGAGUGUCAUUAUUAUUGUCGGCUAUGGAAUGGCGGUUGCAAAGGCUCAGUACGCACUGGCGGAGAUUGUCAGUAUCUUGCGCUCGAGGGGCGUUACCGUCCGCUUUGCUAUUCACCCCGUGGCAGGUCGUAUGCCGGGCCAGUGCAACGUGCUUCUUGCUGAGGCAUCAGUACCAUAUGAUAUCGUUCUGGAGAUGGAUGAGAUCAACGAAGAUUUCAAGGAGACUGACGUUACUCUUGUCAUCGGCGCCAACGACACAGUCAACCCUAUUGCUAUGGAGCCGGACUCUGCUAUCUCCGGUAUGCCUGUCUUGCACGCAUGGAAGAGUAAGGAAGUCAUUGUUAUGAAGCGAGGAAUGUCCAGCGGAUACGCCGAUGUGCCAAAUCCCAUGUUCUUCAUGCCCGGAACGAGAAUGCUCUUCGGAGAUGCGAAGACUUCGUGUGAUGCUAUUAAAGCUGCCCUGGAGGCGCGCAAAUAG
Messenger RNA from Penicillium verhagenii, 3282 nucleotides. Its product is annotated as putative nicotinamide nucleotide transhydrogenase. Gene Ontology annotation, cellular component: mitochondrial inner membrane. The coding region runs from base 1 to 3282 and encodes 1093 amino acids. Gene Ontology annotation, molecular function: NADP binding; NAD binding. NCBI's taxonomy places the organism in Eukaryota, Fungi, Ascomycota, Eurotiomycetes, Eurotiales, Aspergillaceae. The transcript has 5 exons. The record is from RefSeq and is a predicted model, not a curated record. Gene Ontology annotation, biological process: NADPH regeneration; proton transmembrane transport.